Messenger RNA from Neoarthrinium moseri, 1095 nucleotides. RefSeq lists its product as uncharacterized. The transcript is spliced from 3 exons. Bases 1 to 1095 code for a protein of 364 amino acids. The record is from RefSeq and is a predicted model, not a curated record. NCBI's taxonomy places the organism in Eukaryota, Fungi, Ascomycota, Sordariomycetes, Amphisphaeriales, Apiosporaceae.
AUGGAGCAAUUCGACGGUUUAUGGAAUGAGUACAGGCAGGCUACCUCACAUAGCUCCGACAACAACAUCGCGACACCAUCACAAGAUCAAUCCCAUCAUAUGGCCCCUGUUGAGCUUUGGGCAGAGGGUGUAUUUGAAGCUAGCCAGGACUAUCAAGAGGCGCCCCGUCCAAUUCUGAACAAACACACUGACAUUGUAAGGAACCCACAAUCGGAUAUCGUGCCAAGUCCCGAUUCGCUUGACUACCAUUCCUCAACCAGCACGUUUACUCAGUUGCGCCAGACCGGUAGUUCUGCUGGAUUCUCGUACUGCCCAGGCGGAAAGGCCAUGCCUGCAGCAGAUGGAGUGGUCAGAGAGGAAUUGCAGCAGAGUACCCCGAUAACUUAUUCACCAGAACUUGUGAAUGCUCGAUCGAGCACAGUUAUGUACAAUGCAGGGCCGGCGACUGAUAAUUGGCACCAAGUAUCUAGGCUGGGAUUUGCGCCACCAGCUGGCCCUUUCUUACCAUGGCACAACACCCGUUCGAAUGACAUUAUGGAUGACAGAGCCUGCGCAACAUGCUAUACUAUCGGCUCGCCGCUCCACUGCUCGGCAGUCAACUUAACCGUUAACCCCUUCACGGCGAAUAGCGGAGCAGAAGACGCGGGUAAUCCAACCGUGCCGACCGUGCCGACCGUGCCCGGACUAGAUGCAUACCCGACUCACGCUGGAGUGGCCGCCACAGAACGAGGCCAUGACACUUCUCUGCUCGCAGGAGUAGAAGAAAGCAGCAGCCAUCACGUAACGACGGGCACCAAUGUAGCUCAGACGCGGAAGCGUAAUGGAACACCGCAGCACGGCGUGUCCGACCACAAGCGGCGGAGGUCGUCGAACUACAGGAUCAUGUUUGUCUGUACGUUGGGGGACUGCGAGCAGACAUUCACGCUGGAGAAGGACCUCAUCCGGCAUCAGCGCCAGAGCCUCAUCCACAAGGAUGAGUGUGAGCAUCUCUUCUUUUGCGAGGAGGCGCGGUGUCGUAGCUUUGGCAGGAGCUAUUCCCGAGAAGACAACUACAACAGGCACGUCGAGACCAAGCACGCGGGAUUCGUGCGAUAG